Messenger RNA from Marchantia polymorpha subsp. ruderalis, 2488 nucleotides. The record is from the annotation of a GenBank genome assembly. NCBI's taxonomy places the organism in Eukaryota, Viridiplantae, Streptophyta, Marchantiopsida, Marchantiales, Marchantiaceae.
AAGAUAAUUGGGCGGAAGCUAAGGUCCGGGGCCGUCCCACGCGUGGACCGCUUUUAUGCGUUUCUGUUAGAGCAGCUGUUAGGGUUGUGAAUCUACGCGCUUCCACGGAAGUGCCACUCCUCCUUUGGACUCUCAUUUCAGAUCUCACUCGUUACAGUCUCCAAUUUUCGGAAGCGGUGGCGCUCCGAACGUGUACGUGCGAUUCCUUCGUCCCUCGCGCUGUUUGGACCUUCUUCCUCGUUGGGAAAGCUUCGCGCUCUCUCACAGCGCUUCUUGGGCCUGGGAACGUGCCAGCAGUUUAAAUUCUGCUGACAAAUUUCGAUACGGGCUUCAUCUGCUCGGCAAUUCUGCCCCAGUAACCGAGAUCGCAGCAAUUCUUCAGCAAUUCUUGCGGAGCGCAUCUUCUGCCGCGAAAUCAUCACAAAGCUGGUUUCCAGAGAUGGGUAGUCGCUUUGAUGGAAGAUAUGGUGAUCCUUCGUCUUUCCGCGAGCGGAAAACUGACUUCGGGGGUGGAGGUGGUUAUGGCGGUGGAUCGAGUUAUGGGGGUGGAAGAGGAGGCGGUGGUUAUGGGGGCGGAAGAGGAGGUGACGGUCAUGGCUAUGGAGGAGGUGGUGGUUUCGGUGGAGGCUCGAAAAAAGAUCUAGACAAUAUUUCAUUGCCUAAGCAGGAGUUUGAUAAUCUCAUACCGUUUGAGAAGAACUUCUAUGUGGAACAUCCAUCUGUGUCGAUCAUGACUGAAGAUGAUGUACUUGCAUACCGAAGGCGGCGGGAGAUCACUGUUGAGGGUAGAACAGUACCUAAGCCUGUGCGGACUUUUGAAGAAGCAUCUUUUCCAGAUUACGUUCUGCAUGAGGUUCUUAAGGCAGGGUUUACUGAACCAACGGCAAUUCAGGCCCAAGGUUGGCCAAUGGCUUUGAAGGGAAGGGAUCUGAUUGGCUUGGCAGAGACUGGUUCAGGAAAGACACUGGCAUAUUUGCUGCCAGCUAUCGUGCAUGUGAACGCACAGCCAUAUCUAGCUCCUGGAGAUGGACCCAUUGUGCUUGUUUUGGCACCGACUCGUGAGUUAGCUGUACAGAUCCAACAAGAAGCCUCUAAAUUCGGAGCCUCAUCUAAAAUCAAGAACACUUGCAUUUAUGGAGGUGCCCCGAAAGGGCCUCAGAUUCGCGAUCUUAACAAAGGUGUUGAAAUUGUUAUUGCCACACCAGGUCGGCUGAUAGAUAUGCUGGAAGGGCGGCACACUAAUCUUCGAAGAGUAACCUAUCUGGUUUUGGAUGAAGCUGAUCGGAUGCUGGACAUGGGGUUUGAACCUCAGAUUAGGAAGAUAGUGUCUCAGAUACGACCUGAUCGUCAAACAUUAUACUGGAGCGCAACGUGGCCGAAGGAAGUCGAAUUUUUGGCAAGACAAUUUUUAGUUGAACCGUAUAAGGUUACUAUUGGUUCGCAAGACUUGAAGGCUAAUCACGCAAUUGAGCAGAUAGUAGAGGUGGUUUCGGAAUAUGAAAAAUAUCCUAAGUUGAUCAAGCUUUUAGAGUCGAUCAUGGAUGGAAGUCGACUUCUGAUCUUCAUGGAGACCAAGAGGGGAUGCGAUCAGGUUACCAGACAGUUGCGAAUGGAUGGUUGGCCUGCUCUGUCUAUUCAUGGAGAUAAGAGUCAGGCGGAGAGGGACUGGGUGUUGUCCGAGUUCAAAGCAGGAAAAAGCCCGAUUAUGACAGCCACAGAUGUUGCUGCCCGUGGUCUGGAUGUGAAGGAUAUCAAAUGUGUGAUCAACUAUGAUUUCCCUGGUUCUUGUGAAGACUAUGUUCACCGAAUCGGCCGGACAGGGAGGGCAGGGGCGAAGGGUACAGCUUAUACGUUUUUUACAGCUGCUAAUGCCAAACAUGCUAAGGAGCUUCUUUCUAUCCUGUCCGAAGCAGGGCAGGUCAUCAACCCACAAUUAGCCAGUAUGGUCAACAGCAGUCGUGGUGGAGGAGGCUUCAGGGACCACCGUGGUAGAGGGGGAUUUAGUCGAGGAUUUGGAGGGCCUAUGCAGUCCGGGUCAAACAUGAUACCUCUUGGUGGCCCGCGAUGGGGCCGGUAAUCUUCACUUUACUUUGUCCCAUAUCAUCGAUAUUUGUUCCCUUUUUCUUACUCAUGUCACUUCAUUAGGUGUCGAAUGAAAAGUACUUCAGCAUUUUGCACAUGAAGGUUUAGCUGUAGAAUAUUGCUUUCAGUGUACCUCUGUAAAACUAGGUACUGAGUCAGACCCUAAAAACGUGGUACAGUGAAGAGGAUGGGUGGAGUAGGACAUAAACCUGUCAUUAGGUAGCAUUUAUAAACCAGAUUUUUUCUGAGAUUUACGAAUCCCCUGUAUUCAUAUUGUCGAGAAAUUUAGCGGUCGGGCCUCUCAUAGUGAAUGUUCCGAGUCGGAUUUCUAUUCUUAUGUGUACUCAAAAGUCAUCAAAUUGUAAAUCUCAAAUUUUGGAAAUAUAACCGCCUAAGGGAGUUGCCG